AUGCUGCCAAAUUUGUUGCAAUUGGAUAUAUCGCAUAAUAGACUUCAAAGCUUUACGGGGAAUCUUCCGAAGUUACAGCAUCUUCACGUUCAGCACAAUCCAUGGAAUUGUGAUUGCCGGUAAGUUACAAAAAAAAAAAAAAAUUCCGGUGCCUCAUGCUGGAAUCGAACCAGCGACCUUCUGUUUACUAGACAGACGCUCUGCCACUGAGCCAAUGAGGCGCACGCUGCAGCUGCGCUCAAAUUCCCUUUUUAUAUCUCUCACUCUUUUCUCUAGCAUCUCUCACCUCACCACACUAUUUCGUCACAUCAGCUAUGAGGAGUUGGGUUACUGUAGACAUCCAAGGCGCAUGGCAUUGCUCGAGAGUACUGUAGAUGUGGAGAAAUGUGAAGUUCCAAGGGUUGAGGAGGAAAAUAAUGAGAUUCGGUUGAUUUGUGACGUGGAAAAUGAUGGGAAGCGGAAAAAUGUGGUUUGGUUGUAUAAGUGAGUUACCAGAAAUGCGUCAAGGCUACUAGAAAUGCGUCAGCAAAUUUAGAAGCUACCAAAAAUGCGUCAGUGAAUUUAGAAGCUACUAGAAAUGCGUCAGUGAAUCUAGAAGCUACCAGAAAUGCGUCAGUGAAUCUAGAAGCUACCAGAAAUGCGUCAGUGAAUCUAGAAGCUACUAGAAAUGCGUCAGCAAAUUUAGAAGCUACUAGAAAUGCGUCAGCAAAUUUAGAAGCUACUAGAAAUGCGUCAGUGAAUCUAGAAGCUACCAGAAAUGCGUCAACAAAUUUAGAAGCUACCUGAAAUGCGUCAGCAAAUUUAGAAGCUACCAGAAAUGCGUCAGUGAAUCUAGAAACUACCAGAAAUGCGUCAGCAAAUUUAGAAGCUACCAGAAAUGCGUCAGUGAAUCUAGAAACUACCAGAAAUGCGUCAGCAAAUUUAGAAGCUACCAGAAAUGCGUCAGUGAAUCUAGAAGCUACCAGAAAUGCGUCAGUGAAUCUAGAAGCUACUAGAAAUGCGUCAGCAAAUUUAGAAGCUACUAGAAAUGCGUCAGCAAAUUUAGAAGCUACUAGAAAUGCGUCAGUGAAUCUAGAAGCUACCAGAAAUGCGUCAGUGAAUUUAGAAGCUACCAGAAAUGCGUCAGUGAAUUUAGAAGCUACUAGAAAUGCGUCAGUGAAUCUAGAAGCUACCAGAAAUGCGUCAGUGAAUUUAGAAGCUACCAGAAAUGCGUCAAGGCUACAAAAAACGCGCCAACAAAAUUUCUUAAAGGAACAUCGAGCUCGCUGAAUCCGCUCUGGACGUUUUCCGAAUAAAUUCGACGAUUUUGAUGGUCCCACGUGGAACUGACGUGGCAUUGAUCAAUUGUGCCGCAGACUACAGUAUACCUACAGUAGGCCAUCGAAAAAGGCGGCAAAUUCUGGCACCGCAAUUCACCUAUAAGCCACGUGAUAAUUCGUAUAAGUGAGUUUUGGCGGCGGCGGGAAAUUUGAAAUUUAAAAAUUUGAAUUUUUUUUUGCAGCGAGGGAAGUGAGGUCAAAGUGAAUUGUGAGGUGAUGGGACAUCCGAAACCGGUUAUUACUUGGUCGCAUAAUGGAAAGGUAGGCUGACGCAUUUUUUGUAGCUUGACGCAUUUCUGGUAGCCUAGAAACUUGCUGACGCAUUUCAGGUAGCUUCUAGACUUGCUGACGCAUUUCAGGUAGCUUCUAAAUUUGCUGACGCAUUUUUGGUAGCUUCUGGGUUUGCUGACGCAUUUUUGGUAGCUUCUAGAUUAGCUGACGCAUUUCUGGUAGCUUCUAGAUUAGCUGACGCAUUUCUGGUAGCUUCUGAGUUACAGUAACUCAAACCAUAACAUGUUUGGUCUCAAAAUGCUCCAAAUUUUGGCGCGAAAAAGCCACGUGUCAAAAUUUUUGAAAAAAAAUUUUUUUCAGCCCUUCACCUCCACCCGAAAACGUCAACUUUCACUAUCCAACAAUAUCCUCCGAAUCUAUCCAUUUUUGGAAGAAGAUUCUGGAACCUACACGUGCGCGGCUCAAAAUCAACACGGCUCUGUGAGCCACGAUUUUCGACUUGAGCUCAUUUCCAGUGUACCACCGAAUAUUUUCGAGGGACCACAAAGUGUGAGCGCAAAAGUGGGAGGAGAAGUUGUGUUCUAUUGUAAGGCACGCGGAAUUCCGCUUCCGGAUUACACGUGGAGUUUUGAUGGAAGUACUAUUGGACAUAUUAAGGGGAGGUUUAGGGUGAGUUUUGGGGCGGGAAAUCUGAAAUUUUGUGCUGAAAAAGCUGGAAAUGCUGAAAAUCACUGAAAAUGAAGAUUUCCACAAGUUUCAGCACAAAAUUUCACUCUAGAGAACUAUUUUUCACAAAAUUCUGGUUGAUCCAUUUUUUUGGAACUUUCGGCACAAUUUUCUACAGUACCUUUUGAAGAGUUUCUAGGCUCAAAUUUUGUGCUGAAAAAGCUGGAAAUGCUGAAAAUCACUGAAAAUGAGGAUAUCCACAAUUUUCAGCACAAAAUUUGGGCCCAGAAACUUUGUUUGACUUCAAAAUCUACUGUUUUAAAAAAUUGUGCCAAAAAUUCCGAAAAAAAGGGGUUACUGUAGAAAAACAUGUUUCUAGACCCAAAUUUUGUGCUGAAAAUCGUGGAAAUACUAAAUAUUACUGAAAAUGAGGAUUUCGACGAUUUUCAGCACAAAAUUUCAGUCUAGAAACAUAUUUUUCACAAAAAUCUGGUUGAUCCAUUUUUUUGGAAUUUGUGGCACAAUUUUCUACAGUACCUUUUGAAGAGUUUCUAGACCCAAAUUUUGUGAUGAAAAUCAUGAAAAACCUCAUUUUCAGCGAUUUUGAGCAUUUCCAGCUUUUUCAGCACAUAAUUUGGGUCUAGAAACUCUUCAAAAUGUACUGUAGAAAAUUGUGCCAAAAAUUCCAAAAAUGUAGAUCAACCAUAUUUCUGUAGAAAAUAUUUUUCUAGACCCAAAUUUUGUGCUGAAAAUCAUGAAAAAUCUUAUUUUCAGCGAUUUUCAGCAUUUCCAGCUUUUUCAGCACAAAAUUUCACUCUAGAAAACUAUUUUUCACAAAAUUCUGGUUGAUCCAUUUUUUUGGAACUUUCGACACAAUUUUCUACAGUACCCUUUGAAGAGUUUCUAGGCUAAAAUUUUGCGCUGAAAAAGCUGCGAAUGCUGAAAAUCGCUGAAAAUUAAGUUUUUCACGAUUUUCAGCACAAAAUUUGGGUCUAGAAACAUAUUUUCUACAGUAACCCCAGUUGAUCCAUUUUUUUGGAAUUUGUGGCACAAUUUUCUACAGUAUCUUUUGAAGGGUUUCUAGACUGAAAUUUUGUGCUGAAAAUCGUGAAAAUCUUCAUUUUCAGCAAUUUUCAGCAUUUCCAGCUUUUCCAGCUCAAAAAUUUCAGCAUAGAAACUCUUCAAAAGCUACUGUAGAAAAAAAUGUAGAUCAACCAGAUUACUGUAGGAAAAUAUGUUCUAGACUCAAAUUUUGUGCUGAAAAUCAUGAAAUCCUCAUUUUCAGGUCUCCGACGACGGCACCGAACUUCGCAUCUCAAACAUCGAGAAAAAAGACGAGGGUGUGUUCUCCUGCAUGGCUGGAAAUCCAGUGGGUGCCAUGUCAGCCGACGCCCGUCUUACUGUAGAAGGUGCGGCCCAGGCCCCCCAGGGGGCCGUGCCUGAACUCACCGAAGAAACUCUCCGAAGAAUCUCCCAACAGGCUCGGUAUAACGUGGAACAGGCUCUAGAGAAGACGCGGAAGCAAGCGAAAAUCCAAGAGGUCACCAAAAGUCAGGACCUAAAAAGGCUGUUCCGAUUCUCGGUCCCCUCACAGGCCGUCGAAUUAUCCAAGGCCCGUGAGAUCUACGAGGAAUCUGUGAGAUUGGUUAGAGAGCAUGUGGAACACGGUCUGAAAUUGGACAUAAAUGAGUUGCACGGCGAGGCGCAGAGCAGAAAUUUGAGCUAUGAAAGUGUUUUGCAUGUGACACAUGUUCAGAGUUUGAUGGGUUUGAGUGGAUGUCAUCGGGGACAGUUUAAGAAUCCGUGCUCGGAUGUUUGUUUUCAUAAUAAAUACAGGUAAGCUCCGCCCCUUUUCUGCAAGUCUGGCACACUUUUCCGCCUGAAAAAUGCUAGAUUUAUAGGGUAGAAUCAUAGAUUUUAAGCGAUUUUAGGCUCCGCCCCUUUUUCUGCAAGCCUGGCACAGUUUUCCGCUCUAAAAAUGCUAGAUUUAUAGGGUAGAAUCAUUGAUUCAAGUGGAUUUUAAGCCACACCCCUUUUCUGCAAGUCUGGCACAUUUUUUGUACCAGUUUUGAGGUUCUUGGCUCGAUUUGAAUCAGCAUUGCUCAUAUUAUUAUAAAAAUUCAGGGUUUUCUGUUAAAUUUGACAGGCAUUGCUCAUCUUAACCUGGAAAUCUCGAAUUUGAAUCGAAAUUUGAUAGGCAUUGCUCAUAUUAGUCUUAAACUACUGAAUUUAUUCCGAAAUUUGGCGAAAUUUAUAGGCAUUGCUCAUAUUAAUCUCAAAAUUUUGAAUUUUGUAUCAAAUUUUAAAAGAAUUGCUCAUAUUAACCCAAAAUUCAGAAAAUUCAAUUAGCAUUGCUCAGAUUAAUCUAGAAAAUAUGAAAAUAAAUGAAAAUUUAACGAAUUUUUUUACCAUUGCUCAUAUUAACCUGAAAAUUCAGAGAAUUCGAUAGACAUUGCUCAUAUUAGCCUAAAAAUCUUGAAUUUUAUAUCAAAAUGUAGCUAAUUCCUUAAGCAUUGCUCAGAUUAACCUGAAAUUCUAUGAAUUUGUUAGGAAUUGCUCAUAUUAACCUAAAACUUAGCAAAAUCGACAAGAAUUGCUCAUAUUAACCUAAAAAUCCUGGAAAACAAGCAAAAUUCAGCGAAUUUGUUCUACAUUGCUCAGAUUAACCAAAAAUUCAGAAAAUUCGUUAGGCAUUGCUCAGAUUAACCAGAAAUCUUGCAUUUUAUAUCAAAAUUUCCGCAUUUUUCUCUACAUUGCUCAUAUUAAACUAUUCUUUUUCAGAUCUUUCGAUGGUCAAUGCAAUAAUUGGAAAAAGCCAAUGUUCGGUGUGUCACAAAUGCCAUUGAGAAGACUUCUGAAACCGGCCUAUGAAAAUGGUUUCAAUACUCCAGUUGGCUGGCAAAAAGGCAAAUUAUACAAUGGCUAUCCGAUGCCAAAUGUUCGUGAAAUUUCAAGACAACUUGUGGCCACCGAAAAAAUCACACCGCAUUUCAAAUUGUCCUCGUGGAUCAUGCAAUGGGGACAAUUUUUGGAUCAUGAUUUGACGCAUACUGUACAGGCUUUGAGUAGACAUAGCUAUGCAACUGGAGCAUUUUGUAAUCGGACUUGUGAUAACUUGGAUCCUUGUUUCAAUAUUCCGUUGACGAAAAGUGAUCCGAGAUUGAAGGAUGGGAAGUUAGUGGGGGGUUUUGGGGUGAAAAUUUUGAUUUUUUAGUGAUUUUCUUGAUUUUCAGCGCGAAAUUUGAGCCUAGAAACUAUUCAAAAGCUACUGUAGAAAAUUUUGCCACAAAUUCCAAAAAAAUGGAUCAAACAGAUUACUGUAGAAAACAUUUUCUAGACUGAAAUUUUGUGCUGAAAAUCAUGAAAACUUUCAUUUUCAAGGGUUUUAAGCAUUCCUAUGCUUUUCAGCACAAAAUUUGAGCCAAGAAAAUUCUUCAAAGGGUACUGUAGAAAAUUGUGCCACAAAUUCCAAAAAAAUGGAUCAAACGGAUUACUGUAGAAAACAUUUUCUAGACUGAAAUUUUAUGCUGAAAGUGCUGGAAAUGCUGAAAAUUGCUGAAAACUAGAACUUCCACGAUUUUCAGCGCAAAAUUUGAGUCUAGAACAUCGUUUUCUACAGUAACCCAGUUGAUCUAUUUUUUCGGAAUUUGUGGCACAAUUUUCUACAGUAGCCUUUGAAGAGUUUCUAGACCAAAAUUUCGUGCUGAAAAAGCUGGAAAUGCUGAAAAUUGCUGAAAAUGAAGGUUUUCAUGAUUUUCAGCACAAAAUUUCAGUCUGUAACAGGUUUUUUUAAAGUUUCUGUAACUGUUUUGCAGCUGAUCAUUUUUUUCGGAACUCUUGGCACAAUUUUCUACAGUACCUUUUGAAGUGUUUCUAAGCUCAAAUUUUGUGCUGAAAAAGCUGAAAAUGCUGAAAAUUGCUGAAAAUGAGGGUUUUCAUGAUUUUCAGCGCAAAAUUUCAGCCCAGAACAUCGUUUUCUACAGUAACCCAGUUGAUCCAUUUUUUUGGAAUUUUUGACACAAUUUUCUACAGUACCUUUUGAAGAGUUUCUAGGCUCAAAUUUCGUGCUGAAAAAGCUGCGAAUGCUGAAAAUCGCUGAAAAUAAAGUUCUCCAUGAUUUUCAGCAUAAAAUUUGAGUCCAGAACCAGGCAUGUUCAUUUUGCCGGCAUUGCCUGCUUUUUGCCGUCCCCCGAAAAAGCAAAGCCGCUUUUGCUUUUACACGGUGAGACUGUGAAAAAGCAACAGCAAAGCAGCCUGCCGAAUUGCCGGCAGUGCUUUUUUCACUGCUUCCAAAAUCAUCUGAAAGCAGUGAAAAUGCAUUGACAAAACAACCUCUUUUUGCUUCUCUAACGCGCGCGCGAGACUACUUGAAUAAAUGCAUACGCGGACGGUUCACUGGUUUUGUGUGUUGCCAUGUUUUGUGUGUGGAGGGGCGGAGCUUCGCUUGUUGCCUUUUGUAUUUUGAAAAAGCAGCCCGGCAGGCAGCCGCGGCUGCUUUUUUUUUUGCUUUUUCCUCACUUGCUUUUUGCCAGCAAAAAGCAAAGCCACGCCCAGCAAAGCUGCUUUGCUUUUUGCCGGCAAAGCAAAAUGAACAUGCCUGUCCAGAACAUCUUUUUCUACAGUAACCCGGUUGAUCCAUGUUUUUCAGAACUUUUUUCCUUUUGAAGAAUUUCUAGACCAAAAUUUUGCGCUGAAAAAGCUGGAAAUGCUGAAAAUUACUGAAAAUGAGGAUUUUCAUGAUUUUCAGCACAAAAUUUCAGCCAAGGAACAUAUUUUUCUACAGUAACCCGGUUGAUCCAUUUUUUCGGAAUUUGUGGCAUAAUUUUCUACAGUACCUUUUGAAGUGUUUCUAAGCUCAAAUUUUGCGCUGAAAAUCAUGAAAACCUUCAUUUUUCAGCGCUUCGCAGCAUUCCCAUGGUUUUCAGCACAAAAUUUCAGUCUAGAAACUCUUCAAAGGUACUGUAGAAAAUUAUGCCAAAGAUUCCGAAAAAAUGGAUCAACCGGGUAACUGUAGAACAUAUCUUGUUCUAGGCUGAAAUUUUAAGCUGAAAAUGUUGGAAAUGAGCAAUCCCAUCGUUUUCAGCGCGGAAAAUUGAUCCAGAAAAAAGUAGGGCUCAUGGAGCAUCGAUCGCCGGACCAUUUGGCUGGAAAAAAAUCAUUCUAGAUCAAAAUUUCGUCCUUAAAAUGAUAGGAAUACUCAAAAUGAGCAAUUUCCAGCGUCAAAUACCCAUGCAUCGAAUUCGAGCGAAGUGCAGCAGUGUGCGGAUCCGGCGAAACGUCUCUGCUCUUCAAUCGUGUCACCUAUCGCGAACAAAUGAAUGCUCUGACGUCAUACAUCGAUGCCUCAAAUGUAUACGGUAGCACUGAAGUUCAAGCUCAAGAACUUCGAGACACUUUCAACAAUAAUGGACAAUUACGAUUUGAUUUGACAUCGGCCAGCGGAAAAGAGUAUUUACCGUUUGAAAAAGAUUCGAAUAUGGAUUGUAGACGAAAUUUCAGCGAGGAAAAUCCGAUUAGAUGCUUUUUGGCUGGGGAUUUGAGGUAAGUUUUGGGGCAUUUCUCAUGUUAAUUUUUGGGUUAAGGAGGAAAUUUGGAGUCUUUAGACACCCCAUAAGGCAUAGUUUUGAGAAAAUUUGAAAAAUUGGGGGAUUGCUCAUGUUAAUUUUUGGGUUGAGCAAGAAAUUCGGAGAUUUUUGACACCCCACAAGGCAUAGUUUUGAGAAAAUUUGGGGAUUGCUCAUGUUAACAUAUAUAGCUAGGUGGGGUCCUUUAACAGUAAAACUUGGGAUUGCUCAUAUUAGUCAUGAGCUGGCUGAGACACAUAGGAUUGCUCAUGAUAACAAAUAUAGCUAGGUGGGGUCCUUCAAUUUCAAGAAAUUUUGGGAUUGCUCAUGUUAACAUAUAUAGCUAGGUGGGGUCCUUUAAAAAUGGAAAAAAUGGGAUUGCUCAUAUUAGUCAUGAGCUGGCUGAGACACAUAGGAUUGCUCAUGUUAACAAAUAUAGCUAGGUGGGGUCCUUUAAGAACGGAAAACUUGGGAUUGCUCAUGUUAACCUAGCUAGUUGGGGUCCUUUAAAAAUGGAAAAAAUGGGAUUGCUCAGGUUAACCUAGCCUAGUACCUUCCUUUAACAGAAUCAAAAAUAAAGCAUUGCUCAUGUUAACAUAUAUUUCUAGGUGGGGUCCUUUAAAUAUGAAAAAUAUAGCAUUGCUCAUGUUAAGUAUCUCACUAAAUUUUGCAGAGCCAACGAGCAACUCGCACUCACCGCCACCCACACAAUCUUCAUCCGCGAGCACAACCGCAUCGCAGCCGCGUUGCGCCGCAUGAAUCCCGCGUGGGACGGCGAAGUGAUCUACCAUGAGACACGGAAAAUUGUUGGAGCUGUUAUGCAACACAUAACCUAUACACAAUGGUUGCCCCAUGUUUUUGGAGGCAUUGCUCAGCUUAGAAAAUAUGUGGGAGGAGAAUAUUUGGGAUAUCGGGAUGAUGUGGAUGCGAGUAUUUCGAACGCGUUUGCCACGUCGGCUUUCAGAUUUGGACACACGCUCAUAAAUCCAACACUUUUGAGACUGGAUAAGGAAUUUGAGGUUAUCAAGGAGGGAAAUAUUGCAUUACAUAAGGUAAGUUGUCAAGGGUUGGCUCCUUGAGAACACGCUUGGCAAGCAGCCAACCCUUGAGAAACCAUAUGGCAAGGGUUAGCUGCGAGAAAAUGAUCUUGUCAAGGGCUCGCGCCUUGAGAACACACUUGACAAGCAGCCAACCCUUGAGAAGCCUCUUGUCAAGGGUUGGCUGCGAGAAAAUGAUCUUGACAAGGGCUCGCGCCUUGAGAACACUCUUGACAAGCAGCCAACCCUUGAGAAGCAUCUUGUCAAGGGUUGGCUGCGAGAAAAUCAUCUUGUCAAGGGUUGGCUCCUAGAGAACAUUCUUGACAAGCAACCAACCCUUGAGAAGCUUCUUGUUAAGGGUUAGCUGCGAGAAAAUGAUCUUGACAAGGGCUCGCGCCUUGAGAACACUCUUGACAAGCAGGCAACCCUUGAGAAGCGUCUAUUUAAGGGUGAGCUGCGAGAAAAUCAUCUUGUCAAGGUCUCGCGUCUAGAGAACACUCUUGGCAAGCAGCCGAACCUUGAGAAGCCUCUUGUUAAGGGUUAGCUCCGAGAAAAUCUACUUGACAAGGGUUCGCGCCUUGAGAACACUCUUGACAAGCAGCCAACACUUGAGAAGCCUCUUGUUAAGGGUUAGCUGCGAGAAAACCAUCUUGUCAAGGGCUCGCGCCUUGAGAACACUCUUGACAAGCAACCAACCCUUGAGAAGCCAAGGGUUAACUGCGAGAAAAUGAUCUUGUCAAGAGCUAGCGCCUUGAGAACACUCUUGACAAGCAGCCAACACUUGAGAAGCCUCUUGUUAAGGGUUAGCUGCGAGAAAACCAUCUUGUCAAGGGCUCGCGCCUUGAGAACACUCUUGACAAGCAACCAACACUUGAGAAGCCUCUUGUUAAGGGUUAGCUGCGAGAAAAUGAUCUUGACAAGGGCUCGCGCCUUGAGAACACUCUUGACAAGCAGCCAACCCUUGAGAAGCUUCUUGUCAAGGGUUGGCUGCGAGAAAAUCAUCUUGACAAGACCUAGCGCCUUGAGAACACUCUUGACAAGCAACCAACCCUUGAGAAACCUCUUGCUAAGGGUUAGCACCUAGAGAAGCUACCCAAAAUGCGCUAGCAAAUUUAGAAGCUACCCAAAAUGCGUCAGCAAAUCUAGAAGCUACAAAAUAUGCGUCAGUCAACCUCCCUCCGCAAUUUCCAGGCCUUCUUCACCCCCGAACUUGUGCUAACUCAAGGCGGCGUCGAUCCUCUGAUACGUGGAUUAUUCGCCAGCCCCCUCAAACAUCCAAUGCCCAGCCAACUUUUGAAUAUGGAACUUAUCGAGAAACUUUUCAUGAAGGGACAUGAGGUAAGUCCAGAAGCUACUAGAAAUGCGUCAAGCUACAAAAAACACGUCAAUCUCAGGUCGCUCUGGAUCUGGCCGUCAUGAAUAUUCAAAGAUCUCGCGAUCACGGUCUACCAAGCUACACCGAAUACCGCAAAUUCUGCAAUCUAUCAAUUCCAAGCUCAUUUUCUGACAUGAAACCGUAUAUCAAAGAUGAUUCGGUGCUUCAGAAGCUUCAGGGACUCUACGGAGUACCAGGUUAGUGAUCAGCGACCCCGAAAACCCCGGAAACCCCGUUGAAAUCUUUGAAAACGCGGCGAAAUUGAAAAAGGGGCGGAGCCUAGCGCACAGAGAAGAUAGGAGAGCGCGCUUUCCCGUGAGGCGUCGGCUGCAUGAAAUAGGCAUAUAUAAAAGGGAAAUGAGAAGAGGGGAGAGAUAGAAAAGGGGGAGAAAUGAGAGAGCGCGAUGAAUGUUUACCAUCUUUCGGCUGAACUAUGCUGAUGCCAACUUUUAACUAUGCUGAGCGACUUUUAUUUUGCUGGAAUUAUUUUUGCUGAAAUUUUCAGAGAAUAUCGAUUUAUGGGUUGGUGGAAUAGUUGAGGAAAAGCUGCAAAAUGCGCUUUUUGGCGAGACUUUUGCGUGUAUAAUUGGAGAACAAUUCAAAAAAUUGCGAGAUGGCGACAGGUUUUGGUACGAAAAAGAGGGCGUGUUCACCGCAAAUCAACUCCGCGAGAUAAAAAAAGUCACCCUGGCUAGAAUCAUUUGUGAUAAUGGUGAUGAGAUUGAUCGAGUACAACGCGAUGUUUUUGUGUAUCCAGGAGGGAAGGAUAAGAAAUUGUAUGAGAAGUGUGAGAUGUUGGAGGAGAUGGAUUUGGGAAAAUGGAACAAGUGUUGUGAUGAUGUGUGUCCGACGAUGUUGGAUCGGAUUUUGAGGAGGUGAGAGGGUUUGGAGAGGGUUCGGGGGGAGAUUUGGAGUCGAAUGAUACCGAAUACUGUGGGGGUAGGCCUGGAAAGGGCCUAGGCUUGUUUAGGCCUGAAAUCUGGGCUCAAUUAGGUUCAAAAAAUCUGGAUUUUCUGGAUUUUCAGGCCUAAAAUCCAGUCUUUUCAGUCCAAAAAUCCAGCCUUUUUUUGGGCCCGGAAAAUCGCAGGUUUUCAGGCUGAAAAUCUAGGCUUUUUUGGGCUCAAAAAAUACGGAGUGUUUGGGCCUAAAUCCAGGCUUUUCAGUCUUAAAUCUAGGCUUUUUUGGGCUCUAAAAAUCCGGAAUGUUUAGGCCCAAAAUCUAGGCUUAUCUAGGCUCUAAAAAUCCGGAAUGUUUAGGCUUAAAUCCAGGCUUUUCAGUCCUAAGUCUAGGCGUUUUUGGGCCCGGAAAAUCGGCUCAUUUAGGCUCAGGCCUAAACCCAGACUUAUCCCGUCUCAAAAAAUCGCCAAAUUUUUUUUUCCAGCCGUCACCGCGGCUCUCGCCUUCACGGCUGCAAUUCCAACGGUUUGUGGCGUCCGGAAGGCGCGAAAUGGCUUCCGGAAAACGAGUACUGUACCGAAUGUGUGUGUCAGGGCGGACGAGUUUGGUGUGCCACCAAAGAGGACUGCUCCGAUACCAGAAGCCCGUUUUAA
Molecule: messenger RNA, 11742 nt
Organism: Caenorhabditis angaria
Lineage: Eukaryota; Metazoa; Nematoda; Chromadorea; Rhabditida; Rhabditidae
Source: the annotation of a GenBank genome assembly